GUCGCCCACAGGCUCAAGUCAUGUAUUGCCGUGCUGCCAUCGCGCGAUGGCAAUGACGCAACCUUCGAUAAUCCGUUCGACGAAGGACUAGGUCAAGCUAUAGGAACAGGGAGAGCACAAGAUGACGACGUCGACUGUCGUUUGAUACCCACUCGUCUAGCAUACCACAACGACAUCACAAACCGCCAAGUGUCCAAGGCACGAUGGUCCACCAGGCGCGCGCCUAUGACAACAAGUGGCGACGAGGUGUUCGUGCCUCUCAGUAUAACUCGGUCAAGAUGACCCAUACGAAGCAGUGUGCCGCCGUGUUGAACGACUCGGACCCUCGCGUCGAUAAGAUGUACGUCGACCACGCAUGCGACAACUUCCAUGAACUCCAAGUCCGAGGUCAUCAGCAUCCUUAGCCCAUCGCACUGCCAAGCGGCAUCGACUUCCUCCAAGCGAGGGGACUCCUCUAGCCACCGCGUAUGGUGUGGGGCCACACGACGUGGCAAGAAUUGGCAGAACAUGAUGGAGUCCGCCUUGACCACUACGGGAUCGAUCAACACCGCGUGCACACGAUGCAGCGCGGUGGCCCACGCGACUCAUGCGCAUGAGUCACUCCCCACAAGACAACACGAGCGAUGCACUCAACGAAUGCUGCGAGGACGCGGUCGACCGACCACCAGGGCAGACACGGUGCACUCUGAUUUUCAUGCAAAUUUCUCCACGUCCACGAAAACUCGAGUACACUUUGUGGCCAGCUCUCUCUAUGCGGUCAAGCUAGCUCGUUUGAAUCCCAUGCACAUGUGCGACAACGCGAAAAACGACACCACGUUCGCCGUACCUGUGUGGGACGCACCAGGCUGCCGGAGACUGCAUGUUCGAUGAUCCGACGACUUCCAACCUGUCAUGCAAAUGUACCCAAGGGUAUUAAGUUGCAAUGCCAACGCCCCAUGGCGACGGCCUCAUCCCGCAAUUGCAGCGAAUCCAUUCGUGUCGAGGCCCUACGCUGAGUUGGCAGUGCAUGCGUACCCCGCCGGUGAUGGACUUGCAGUCCUUCCAAGAAGAUAGGUUUGCAGGAAAUAAUGCGGGCUCGCGUUCGACAACGCAGAGACCUUGAUGCCCGUCCAAGAUUCUCGUGAGUUUUUGCACAUUGCGCUGGACUAUCAAGGUUGCAUCAGCGCGCUCA
This is a messenger RNA of Aphanomyces invadans, 1171 nucleotides long. RefSeq lists its product as hypothetical. Bases 370 to 870 code for a protein of 166 amino acids. The transcript is spliced from 2 exons. The record is from RefSeq and is a predicted model, not a curated record. NCBI's taxonomy places the organism in Eukaryota, Oomycota, Saprolegniomycetes, Saprolegniales, Verrucalvaceae.